AUGUUGAGAGGAGACAGAUAUGGUGCCAAAGUGGAUAUCUGGGCCCUUGGGAUCAUGGCACUAGAAAUGGUGGAUGGUCCUACACAGCCUAAGCACAAGCCACCCGAGCUGGAGACUCCCAGAAACCUGUCGCCUGUGUUCCGUUCCUUCCUGCAGUCCUGCCUGAAACGGAAGGUGAAGCGUCGAUGGACGGCCAGGAAGCUGAUGAAGCAUCCGUUUUUAGGAAAAUCCAAGAGUCUUGUCGAGAUGGCUCCUCUGAUUGAUGCAGUCAGGAGACCCAGAACAGCGGCACCAGAACCUCUGCUGGCUCCCUCUCUUUCUGGACAAGAGGGGAAAGAAGAGCAAGUAGAGAAGAAAGUUGUCAAAGCAAAGCCUGAAGGAGUGAAAUCAAUCCUCAAGAGCUCUGCAAUGGCAGGUGUUGCUGCAGCACCACAACCUAAAGAAGUCUCCUUGCCCGACACUGAAAUGCCAAGCACAAGCACUGGCAAAAGAGCCACUGGGAAAAAAUGCACACAGAAAACAAGCACUGGGAAGAAAAGCUCUGCAGAAACCAGCACAGGGAGAAAAAGCUCAGACCAGCCACAACUGAUAUCCUCACUAACAAGUAUUUACCUCGCCGAUCUCAAGGGCAUUGUGAGUGAGGAGAACCCUAUGAAGAAAUACACUUUACAGCAGCAAAUUGGCCAAGGGUCUUGUGGAAGAGUUUUCCGAGGAGUUGACAUUGCCACAGGAGGACAGGUGGCCAUCAAGAAGAUUUUUCUCCGCGACAGAAAGAACAAAAGGGAGCUUGUUUUAACUGAGGUUGCAGUCCUGAAGAGAAUGAGGCACCCCAAUAUCAUUCACUAUAUAGACAGCUACCUUUUCAAUGAAGAACUCUGGCUGGUGACGGAAUAUGUGGAGGGAUGCACCUUAGGCGAUGUCAUUUCCAUACAAGCUCUUGAGGAAGAGAUGAUAGCCUCUAUCAGUCGGGAGGUAAGGGAUGCUGCCCUUGCUUCUGACAGCUUGGACAGGAUGGUUCUUUGCAAAAGGUGGUAAGAACAGGAGUGAUUUCCUGUUCAGAGCUUUGUUUCUGCG
Molecule: messenger RNA, 1074 nt
Organism: Pseudopipra pipra
Lineage: Eukaryota; Metazoa; Chordata; Aves; Passeriformes; Pipridae
Product: serine/threonine-protein kinase PAK 3-like
Exons: 8
Coding region: 1-1035 (344 amino acids)
Biological process (GO): regulation of MAPK cascade; protein phosphorylation; intracellular signal transduction
Cellular component (GO): cytoplasm
Molecular function (GO): protein serine/threonine kinase activity; ATP binding
Source: RefSeq, a predicted model, not a curated record